AUGGCUAAUGCUGGGUUUUCUCAACCAGUUGGCUUAACAAUUCUUGACGAUGUGAUUCACAAGGUCUUCGGUUGCUUGACGGAUGACAUUAUCGGUGUUUCUUUGCCUCGCAUGAAUAGAAGACUGGUCUUUUGGCCUUACCCUUUUCUUCUGUUUCCACACAAAAAAGAAGAGAUUGGUUGUUGGAACGGUGCUGCUAGCAGUUUCUCUGAUUUAUUGCUUAAUCAAGAAAUGGAUGCCCAUGCUGCUUUUGACAUGGUUCUUAGACAAAAAGAAAUUUAUUUGAAAGACAAAAGCAGGAUUUCUUGGCUCAAGGAGGGGGAUCGAAAUUCGGAAUUCUUUCAUCGUUCUUGUAAUAUUCGAAAGACUAAAGCGGGAAUCCAUUCUAUGCUUGUUGACGGGGUUCUUACUGAUGAUACAGAGAAAAUUGGGAAUCACAUUACCACUUAUUACGACAAUUUAUUUAAAGCUGCUCCUCUAAGUUAUCCUAAUUUGGAUAUUGUGAAAACCAUUAUCCCCAACAUGGUUACAGAGGAGGAAAAUGUUGAGCUGGUUAAAUGUCCUUCUAAUGAGGAUAUCAAAGCAAUUGUUUUUGAUAUGGAUGGUUCUAGUGCUCCCGGUCCUGAUGGUUUCUCUGGUGCUUUCUAUAAGAAUUGUUGGGAUAUUGUCGGUAAAGAUUUAUGCAAUCUGGUGAUUCAUUUCUUCAAAUUCGGCAAGCUCUCCUCGGGUCUUUGCUCAAGUAUAAUGGUGCUCAUCCCGAAGAUUAAGGAGGCCAUUAUGAUUGAGCAAUUUCGUCCUAUUGUUUUGAGCAAUUUCUGCUUCAAAGUGAUUACUAAAAUUGUGGCUAAUCGUCUGGCUAACAUUGCUGAAAGGAUUUUAUCAGAAAAUCAAUUUGGUUUUGUUAAAAAUAGAUCCAUUUCUCAUUGCAUUGCAGCUGCUUCUGAGGGAAUCAAUGUGUUAAACAAGAGUUGUUUUGGUGGUAAUAUGGCAAUGAAAAUAGACAUCAAAAAAGCCUUUGAUACUAUGGAGUGGGGUUUCAUUCUUGAAGUUCUGGAUGCCUUUGGCUUUAGCCUGCAUUUCAGAGACUGGAUUCUGGAGAUAUUUUCUUCUGCAAGGAUCUCUAUUAUGAUUAAUGGUACAACUAAAGGCUAUUUCUCUUGCUCUCGUGGUGUUCGCCAAGGAGACCCGCUUUCUCCUUUGUUAUUUUGCAUUGCUGAGGAUUUUUUAUCUCGCUUAAUCUCCUAUUAUGUUCAAAUUGGGGAUCUCAAGCUCAUGAGUUAUUCUAGAGCAAUUAAAGCAAUUUUUGAGAUGUAUGGCUCUAUUUCGGGUCAAUGGGUGAGUUGGGAUAAAUCUUCCGCAUUUUUUGGAAAAUCAGUUACUGAUCAUAGAGCAAGAAAUCUUACUUCUCUUUUGAAUAUUAAACAAGGAAAUCUUCCUUUCGACUAUCUCGAUAUUCCAUUAUUUAUUGGCGCUCCUAGAAAAUGUUAUUUACAAAAAAUUGCUGAUAGAAUUACCUCUAAAUUCUCUGGUUGGAAAGGAAGUGCGUUAUCUAUGGCGGGGAGAGUUACUCUUGUUAACUCGCUUGUUUCGGUGCCUUGGAAAAUCUGUUGCCGUGCUAAUAAAGAUGGAGGAUUAGGUUUGAAAAACCUUCAUGCUAUGAAUAAAGCUAUGCUUUCUAAGAUUGCUUGGGAUAUGAUCAGUUAUGAUGUAUUCCCUUUAAAUGUCUUAAAAACUCGAUUUUUAACAGUUUCUAGUGUUCCUAAGCAGCACCCCAUCGGUUCCUCGGUUUGGAGCUCAAUCAAAGAGUCUAAAAAGACGGAUCUCGCCAAAGAUUUCUUUGAUGGUUCAUGGCACCUGCCUAAUGAAAUUCCUUUAGACAUUGCAAAUGAAAUCAGUCUUAUCAUUCCUUGUAAUGAUACUUCAGAUACUUGUUUAUGGGUUCAUUCUCUGGAGGGUAAUUUCAAAGUUAAUCUGAAUUACUCCAUGAUCAUUGGCGCGAGAAAUCCGGUUCCUUGGUCGAAGUUCAUUUGGAAGGCUUAUCUUCCUCCGUCGAGAUCGAUGACUUGUUGGAGAGCCUUUCUUGGGUAUUUACCCACUGAUUGCUCUUUGCAGAAAAAAGGUUUUAAUAUGGCCUCAAGAUGCAAUUUUUGUAAUGCUGCGGUAGAAGAUAUUGAGCACAUUUUUGUCAGAUGUCCUUUCGCUCAAAACCUAUGGAAUACGGUUGGUUUGAUUUUUGGCCGGAGGAUUAACACUGAUGAUUCUUUGAAAAAUCUGAUUUUGGAGGCCUCCAAUGAGAAUUUCAGCCAUCAAGUUUUUGAUAUUUGGAAUGUAGCAGUGGUAACUUCAGUUGGGCUAUCUUGUGCCUUAAAAGAAUGUGAUUCUUUCUCCCAUCGCCCAAGUAAUAAUUCCAUUUCAGAACUACAAAUUUUAUCUAAUCUUCGAAUCAGGAAUGUUUCUCCUAAACCUUUAAAGGUAACUUCAAUUUUUUGGCGUCCCCCUCCUUCAGGGUGGAUUAAAGUUAAUACAGACAGUUCAGCUUUGGGAACUCCGGGACCUGCAGGCGGUGGAGGCAUUUUUAGAAAUGCGAGGGGAUUCUGUAAGGGCUGUUUCUCUGUUAAUCUUGGCUCUGCCUUCGCGUUUUGGGCGGAGAUCGAAACUGCAAUUUUUGCCGUUUUAAAAGAGAAAGAUAUGGGUUUUGACCACCUUUGGCUAGAAUGUUAUUCAAUUUAUGUUGUGAACUUAUUCAAGAGAAGAGAUUGGCAAAUUCCGUGGAAAUUGAGACUAAAAUGGAUUGCUUGCCUUAAUUACAUUAGCAACAUUCGGUUUGUCGUUUCUCAUAUUUAUAGAGAAGGCAAUAUAGUUGCGGAUACCCUGGCUCGUCAUGGAGUUUCUAUCCAAGGAAUGAUGUGGUGGUAUCAAGCUCCAGACUUCUGCUCUAUUUCAAUGUAUGAUGAUUUGGCUGGCAAAGAAAGAGUUGUUUCUUCUAAAGAGUUGGGAUGUGUUUCUAGAGCUAUUGUGUUUAAUGUUAAGUUGACAAUUCCUUUGGUAGUUGCAAUUUACUGUGGCAAGUGGAUUUCAUCUGAGUUGAGUCCUAGGAGAUUUUUUCUUAUUCCAGAAUUUUCUGGUUAUGUAAUCCCUUAG
Molecule: messenger RNA, 3141 nt
Organism: Mercurialis annua (annual mercury)
Lineage: Eukaryota; Viridiplantae; Streptophyta; Magnoliopsida; Malpighiales; Euphorbiaceae
Exons: 8
Coding region: 1-3141 (1046 amino acids)
Molecular function (GO): nucleic acid binding; RNA-DNA hybrid ribonuclease activity
Source: RefSeq, a predicted model, not a curated record